Messenger RNA from Brassica oleracea var. oleracea, 1442 nucleotides. RefSeq names its product probable mediator of RNA polymerase II transcription subunit 15c. Lineage: Eukaryota; Viridiplantae; Streptophyta; Magnoliopsida; Brassicales; Brassicaceae. The record is from RefSeq and is a predicted model, not a curated record. Bases 82 to 1380 code for a protein of 432 amino acids. Gene Ontology annotation, molecular function: chromatin DNA binding; transcription coactivator activity. The transcript has 7 exons.
CUUUAUUCGAUAGCAACACAUUUGCAAGUUGCGUGAUUGUCACGCUACUUCGAAAACUGAUGCUUUAAGCCACACACACUAAUGGCUAGCUUUAAUGUGCAUGGACCAAGUUUGUUGGGUAUUCAAGGCCAAGAGGUGGACCAGUCUCAACCAUUGAUGCUACAACGUUUGAAUGAUACACAUCCAUCUAGUACCAGUGGUGGUGAUGACUGGCCGGAAGAGACCUAUCAAAAGAUAAAGGCCCUCAAGGAGAAGUAUGGACUUGUUCUGAGUACAUUUUACAAAUCAAUAUCUGAUAAAUUGCGGGAGAUUGAUUCUCUUCCUCAGCAUAACAUGCCGGUUGAAUGGCUAAAGGCGAGCAAAGCGACGUUGGAAGGAGUUCUUGCGUUCUUAAAUGUCUGUAAGAGCAGUGUAUCAGAGUUUCACAGAGAUAAGCUUAGUCUCUAUGAGGCAAAGUUACUGAGGUUCAUUGAGUAUCAUCACCUGAACGUGACUCGGAGGGCAAUGAAGCGGCAGCAACAAGUUCAUCUCCCUCCUUCUCAUACCCAUCAAACAAGGCCUAGGAUGGAACCAGAAGAUGAGAACAACACUAUGUCCACAGCAGCUCAGGAGCAUCUUCCACCAGAGCCAAUCACAGAGCGGCCUAUUGAUCGUCUGAUAAAAGCGUUUCAAUCAGGAUCACCUGAAUCUUUGGCACAGUCAGUAAGUGAGAUGAGUUCGGUCAUCAGUUUGAGUGACAUGAUUGCUGGUUUGGUCCACACCAUUGGAGGAUCUAGAGCUCGUUUAGGGGAGGAUUUGAGUGAGAGGACAAGGUUCCGUGUGCAACAAGGAGAUAGACAUCCUACCAAGAGAUUCAAGCGCUCAGUUACUGCUAUAUCUUCCUCCAAGGUUAACAAGAUUGAGCCUAGUUAUGCUCUCUUGCAAGAAAUCAUUGAAAUAAAUGAGAGACUUGUGGAGACAGUAGUGAGUAUAUGCAAUGAAGAUGUUUGUCCAAGUAAAGUUACUUCAGGAACAGUCGUCGUCACGUGUGCUUAUGUCCCUGUGGCUCUCAGUGCCACAUUCAAAGCUCUUUACAAUUCAGGACAUCUCUCACAGAUUCAGCCGUUGCGCUUACUAGUUCCUGAGAAUUAUCCAUAUUCCCCAACAAUUCUAGAGAAAGUCAUCUUUGAUACCGCCAGUGUACACAAGUAUGAGGAUUUAUCCGCGAGAGCUAGAUCGAGGUUUAGUUUGUCUAUGAAGGAAGCAAUGUCACUUAAAGAAAUAGCUAAAGUUUGGGAUGAGUGCGGGAGAGCUACAAUGCUUGAGUACGCUGAGGGGCAUGGUGGAGGCACUUUCAGCUCCAAGUACGGUCGUUGGGAGUCUGUUCUAAGAGCUUCAUGAGUCCUAUAUACUUCUUCUCUCACUUACCGACCCGGAUAAGGUCUAGGAUUUUGUACAGAGGU